AUGUAUUUCCGUUUUGGAAAAGGGCUUCAAAUCCAACUUCGACACUCUUCUAAAGCCGUCCGAUCACAACUUCGAUGGAACUCGACGACAAAACUCAUCAAACCAAUCGCUUCAACACAGCAUCCUUUCUUGGUGAAACCUGUGACGCCUCAUGAAUCUUACGUAUCAUGUACCAUUUUCAACGAGAAAGGUGACGUGACUGCUGUAUCUCAUAAAUUCCCGAAAUGGGAGUUCUUACAGAAAUAUGGGUUAUAUCCAAGAGAUUUGAGGAAGAUUGACUCGAGUACAAUAGAUGUAAUACCUUCGUUUGUCAUCAAACCUAAGUGCAUUUUGGUGAAUGUGUUACAUAUAAAAGCAAUGAUACAGAAAGAUAAAGUUUUCGUGUUUGAUACUACAAAUCCUGACGCCGCCAUAAAACUUGGUGUGUUAAUGUAUGACUUGGAAUCAAAACUAUCUCAAAGGAAUAUCAAUUACCAAGGGAAAUCUGUCUCAUACCAGGAAAAUUAUGAACAUAGAGCCCUCGAAUCAAUACUCAUAAACGUGAUGACCUGUUUGGAAACGGAAUACAAGUAUCAUCAUUCUGUUUGUGGGAUGAUAUUGAACGAUUUGGAGAAUCAGAUUGACCGAGACAAGCUUAGAGAUCUUUUGAUCAAAUCCAAAACUUUGACUGCUUUUGCCCAGAAGAGUGUCUUACUACGUGACCUUUUAGACGAACUUCUAGAGUCAGAUGAGGAUUUGGCCGGAAUGUACCUCAGCGAGAAGAAGCAUCCAGAUGCUGACGACCAUUCGGACCUUGAAAUGCUCUUAGAGACAUAUUACAAACAGUGUGACGAAUAUGUGCAACAAUCCGAAUCUCUCAUUCAAGAUAUCAAAUCUACCGAGGAAAUUGUCAAUAUUAUUCUAGAUGCCAACCGGAACUCAUUGUUGCUAUUCGAAUUGAAAGUUACUGUUUAUACGUUAGGUUUUACGGUGGCCACACUUGUUCCGGCAUUUUAUGGGAUGAAUUUGAAAAACUUCAUCGAAGAUUCAAACUGGGGAUUUGCCAGUGUAGUUGGACUGUCAGUAGCAGCUGCAGCAGUUGUAACUAUCACAAAUAUGAGAGCUCUAAGGUCAGUCACAAAAUUGACACUAUUGAAUAAUCAUACCGGUGCUAACAAUAAAAAGCAUUUGGCAAAUGCUAAGUUAGCUCUAGACAAAGAAAUACCUACAUUCUGGGAUAGGUGGUUAACGAGUGCAAGGGUGUUAUGGUCUGGACGUGAAGUAUUGUACAAAGAUGGAUCAAAGAGAGACAUGAUCUGGAAAUGGUUAGUAGAUGACGACAAGAAGUGA
This is a messenger RNA of Kluyveromyces lactis, 1329 nucleotides long. It is a transcript of the gene MRS2, whose product is annotated as Mrs2p. The coding region runs from base 1 to 1329 and encodes 442 amino acids. The record is from RefSeq and is a predicted model, not a curated record. NCBI's taxonomy places the organism in Eukaryota, Fungi, Ascomycota, Saccharomycetes, Saccharomycetales, Saccharomycetaceae. Gene Ontology annotation, cellular component: mitochondrial inner membrane. The transcript has a single exon. Gene Ontology annotation, molecular function: magnesium ion transmembrane transporter activity. Gene Ontology annotation, biological process: mitochondrial magnesium ion transmembrane transport.